AUGAAAAAUAACUAAGAUAAUGAUAUAGGUCUAAAUGUAGUUUAUUUAAUAUAAUAACAUAAGUAUUACUAUCAAAUACAUAAAUAGUUUAUCAUAGGAUAGAAAGAAAAUGACUCUUGAUUAAUUCCAUCUUUUAAGUGUAAUUGGAAAAGGUUCUAUAGGAAAGGUUAUACUUGUAAGAAAGAAAGACAAUUAAAAAACAUAUGCUCUUAAAGUUAUCAAAAAAACCUAAUUAAUAGAAAAUCAUUAAGUAAAGUAAAUAUAUGCUGAAAGAAACAUACUUGUAUAAUAGAAUUAAUAUUUUUAGAAAAAUUGUCAUCAUCCAUUUAUUAUUAAAUUAGAAUAUGCAUUCUAAAAUGAAACUAAGUUAUAUUUUUGUUUAUAGUAUUGUCCAGGAGGAGAAUUAUAUAAUUUAUUAGUUUAAAAAAAUAAAUUGACUGAAGAACAGUAAAUAUAAUAUUUAUAUCUAUAGAGCUAAGUUUUAUGCAUGUUAAAUUGUCUUAGCAUUCUAAUACUUACAUGAAUAAGAUAUAAUAUAUAGAGAGUAUAUUUUAUCAUUUAAAUAAGUUUAAAGCCAGAGAAUGUGUUAAUUGAUUCAGAAGGUUAUAUUAAGUUAACUGAUUUUGGAUUCUCUAAAUAAGGAAUUUAAGGUAAUUUUGGUGCACAUUCAAAAUGUGGAACAGCUGAAUAUUUGGCUCCAGAAUUAUUAACAGGUAAUCAUGGUAAAGCAGCAGAUUGGUGGACAUUUGGAACAUUAAUUUAUGAAAUGGUUAUUGGUUAACCAGCAUUUUUUGGAGAAACUAAAGAAGAAUUAUUCAAUUAAAUUCUUCAUCAUGAAAUUAAUUACAAAAAAAUUGGUGUUUCUUCUUAAUUAAAAGAUUUAUUAUCUAAAUUAUUGUAAAAAGAUCCAAAUAAUAGAAUUAGUUCAGCUAACGAAGUAAAAUUAUAUAAUGAUAUUAAAUCUAGGUUAAAAAACAUCCUUGGUUUAAAAAUGUUGAUUGGGAUAUGAUUUUUAAAAAAUAAAUUCCUCCUGUCUUUCUUCCUUUAUUAAAUAGUGAUGAUGAUGUUUAAUAUUUCGAUGAUGUAAUUUAAUAUUUAUCUUAUUAUUUAGUGUUUCUUAAAAGAACCUAUUUUCUCUUAAACUAAUUCAUUAUCCACAAAAGAAUAAAUGAAUAAUUCAUAUUAAGGAUUUUCGUAUUCUGCUUCUCUCUAAUAAAAUAAAGAAGAAUAAUGGGAAUUUUGA
Messenger RNA from Paramecium pentaurelia, 1243 nucleotides. The record is from the annotation of a GenBank genome assembly. Lineage: Eukaryota; Ciliophora; Oligohymenophorea; Peniculida; Parameciidae.